AUGAUGAGCGACUACGUUCCGACAAUCGAUGACCUUCGAGUCAAACUCUGCUUUAUCUGCCGCGAAGAAGAAACGUACGACAAACCAGAAGACCCUCCUCGCAAUUGGACGCAUCCAUGUCAGUGCACGCUAAUCGCACAUGAAGAAUGCCUCCUGGAAUGGAUCAAAACAGCACAAACCAAGUCUACGACCACAGCCGUUGAAAACGCUUUGAAAUGUCCGCAAUGUGGUGCAAGAUAUCAGCUAGAGAGCGACCUACCGUUUGGGAUGAGACUGAUGAACGAAGCGUUGAUCAAGUGGAAUGUAUCGUUGGGCACGAUUGGGAAAUGGCUCCUUACGGCCGUUCCAGUAGGUUUGGUGGCUGGAGUUGUAGUAGGAACCCAUUUUGCUUUGACUCAAUAUGGAGCGUACGCUGUCAAGGAGUUCUUCGGUAACGAACUAUUCGAAGCUCUUCUCACGUCCGAUCCAAGCAAAUGGCCAUGGACCGCACUCAUAAAUCUCCCUCUGAUACCCUUAGGAUUGAUAUCCUACAGGUUCAACUCGACAUACAAUAUCUUCCCCGCAAUCUCUUCCCUCCUUGAUUGGCCCGACUUUCAAAUACGCCACGGACAGAACAGUAAUAACGACCUCCUUCCCUGGCCUCCGUCUCCAUUCACAGUGGGAUUCAUUGCCUUACCCUUGACGAGAUAUCUGUAUAGAAAGUGUCUAGAACGAGUCACGCGUUGGGUUUUGCAGACCUCACCACAACGAGGACUGAAUGCGGCAAUAGAAGGGGAUGACGACGAUCGGCUGUUGGUGAUACGGUUUAGGCACGCACAAGGGAACGAUGGUGAACCAGGUGGAGGAGAUCUGAGAGGUGCAGAAGACGAUAACGAGAAUCCGGGGAACGGAGGUGAAGCAUCUAUCAGGAUUUACGCCUCGCCACUUGGUCGAAGAAUUGGCGGAGCACUUCUCAUACCAUUCAUUUCCAAGCGUAUGGGUAAUCUUUUACUUCGCCUAUCGAAGUAUUCCGAGCUGUUGAGGAGGUUCUUGGCUAUACGACGGCCCGGGAGGUGGCCGUUUUCAUCUUUGACCAUGCGUUCUCCUGCUUCGAUUGGCUUUUCUGCUGGUAAAAAUAUUUUCGGCCAGGAGAGGGAAGGGGAAGUGACAUGGAGGCUGGUACUGAGAGCACUUUGGGGAGGUGGGCGAGCAUGGGCUGAGUUUGACCCGGUUUGGUGGCGAAACACUAUUGGUUUUGGCAUUUUUGUGGUUGCAAAAGAUGUGAUCCACCUCCUUCAUCUUUAUCUCGUCAAGAAAGAGUUUGAAAGUAGACGCGUGAAGAACAGAGAUUUUCGUGGUGUUGAUGUGUCUGGCUUAGAUCUUUUGCAUAGGAGAGAGUCGAGGUGA
This is a messenger RNA of Marasmius oreades (fairy-ring Marasmius), 1386 nucleotides long. RefSeq lists its product as uncharacterized. The record is from RefSeq and is a predicted model, not a curated record. NCBI's taxonomy places the organism in Eukaryota, Fungi, Basidiomycota, Agaricomycetes, Agaricales, Marasmiaceae. The coding region runs from base 1 to 1386 and encodes 461 amino acids. The transcript is spliced from 4 exons. Gene Ontology annotation, molecular function: zinc ion binding.